UAAACAAGCCUUCGGUCGCUGUAAAUAUUUUUAAACAUAAAUAUCACAUAAAUUCCUAAAUUGUGAGAAUUUUAAGGAUAUAAUAUCAACUGCUGCUUACAAAUGACAUAAGAUUUAAUUGGCUCCCGUACAGUUUAUAUUUACCUCUCAAUACUAGGGAAUACCAGUGACACCACCGGACACAUGUGAGAUACUUUCAAAACAAAUUCUUGGCCACAUACUAAACUAAAGAGGAAAUACUAUGACUUCUACUUCCUUUGAACCUGUGCUAACAAAAGCCGCCAUAGCUUUAAAAAACAAACAAAAGAAUGAAUUUAAAGCUUUGGUAUUCGAGGAACCCAAGCCCACAAAGCCAGAAGAUAUGUUGCCGUCGCUCACAGUCUCUAGCAAAAGGAAAUCUAAAUCCAAUGACAAGGAAACAACACCAGAUGAAAAUGAAUUUGAUAUUAAAAAAGCGCGUCAUGAAAUCUUAAAUUUUGCCAUGAAUAAUCAACGUGUCCAAAAAAAUCAAAAGAAAAUGAAAAUUUUCCAAAUGGUUCAAUUGGGUGCGAAACACAAAAAGAACUAUAAGAACUACAAGGAGCUGUUGGAUGAAAAACGUCGCCUCAAAGAAAUACGUGAGGAACGCAAAAAAUUCCAUCAGUUGGGUAAAAAUCAGACGGGUGCCGCUUCUGUAAAAUGCCGUAGCAAAACGAAAAUCGAAAAGCAAGCCAAGAAACGUGCACCUGUAUCGGCUAUAGACCAACACUAUGGUAAAGUUAAUCCCAAACUGAAGAAAAGAAAAUGAAUAAAAGUGAAAAACAAAAAAUUUUCGUUUUACUAAAAUA
Messenger RNA from Musca domestica (house fly), 827 nucleotides. RefSeq lists its product as uncharacterized. NCBI's taxonomy places the organism in Eukaryota, Metazoa, Arthropoda, Insecta, Diptera, Muscidae. The record is from RefSeq and is a predicted model, not a curated record. The transcript has a single exon. Bases 242 to 787 code for a protein of 181 amino acids.